This is a messenger RNA of Myxocyprinus asiaticus (Chinese sucker), 1087 nucleotides long. Its product is annotated as apolipoprotein A-I-1-like. The transcript is spliced from 4 exons. Bases 82 to 849 code for a protein of 255 amino acids. Gene Ontology annotation, molecular function: lipid binding. Gene Ontology annotation, biological process: lipoprotein metabolic process; lipid transport. The record is from RefSeq and is a predicted model, not a curated record. Gene Ontology annotation, cellular component: extracellular region. Lineage: Eukaryota; Metazoa; Chordata; Actinopteri; Cypriniformes; Catostomidae.
UGUCCCCUGAGCCAUAUAAAAGAGAUCCGUCUGCCCCUGUUCAUCAGUCUCUCCCAGAUCAGCUACAUCAACAGAUCCACGAUGAGGUUUGUAGCUCUCGCACUGACGGUUUUGCUGGCAGGUUGCCAGGCCCGUUUCCUGCAGGAUGAAGCUCCAUCACAGCUGGAUCACGUGAAGUCGGUGCUGCAGGUUUAUGCAGAUAACGUGAAACAGGCCGCACAUAAGGGCCUCGAUCAUCUCGAUGACACAGAAUUCAAAGACUACAAAGUGUUCCUGGGCCAGUCCAUAGACAACAUCCACACCUAUUUUCAGCAUACCUUCCAAGCCCUCACUCCAAUCGCCACUCAGGCAAUUGAAGUCUCAGCCCCCAUGCGCGAGAAACUGAUGAAGGACAUCGAGGACCUCCGCAAGCAGCUCGAGCCCAAGCGCGAGGAGCUCAGGCAGGUGCUGGAGAAGCACUUCCAGGAGUACCACAACGAGCUCAAGCCUUUCCUCGAAGAGUACAUGACCAAACACCGCGAGCAGAUGGAAGAGCUGAAGACCAAGAUGGAGCCUGUGAUGAAGAACUUGAAGGAUAAAAUCGAGACCAACUGGGAGGAGACCAAGUCCAAGCUGGUGCCCAUCAUGGACAUUCUGCGUGAAAAGCUGACGGAGCAUCUCCAAGAGCUGAAGACUACGCUGGAGCCCUACAUUCAGGAAUACAAGGAACAGAUAGAGAAGGGCGUCCAGGAGUUCCGUGAGAGCGUGAAGUCUGGAGAACUGAGGAAAAAGAUGAACGACCUGGGUGAGCAGGUGAAGCCCCACUUCGAGGCCAUCAUUGCAGCCAUCCAGAAGGCUGCUAGCAAUUAAAACGAGAAAAACAAUCCUUUUUUACACCUCCCUUCUCUUCUUCCUCUCCACCUCGGCUUUUCUCAGUGCAUAGGGAACACAUACAACACACUCACAUGCACUCACAAAUUAACACAACUACAGGACUGGCUUUCAAACAGAAUAUCAGAACACUGAAACCUGUUUGAUUUAACAUCAUCAAAAUGUCUUUUUGUUAAAUGCUGAUUUCCAAUGUUCAAUAAAAAGAACUUUCAUACUA